Messenger RNA from Hypanus sabinus (Atlantic stingray), 1366 nucleotides. Its product is annotated as zinc finger protein ZFP2-like. Gene Ontology annotation, molecular function: DNA-binding transcription factor activity, RNA polymerase II-specific; RNA polymerase II transcription regulatory region sequence-specific DNA binding. Gene Ontology annotation, cellular component: nucleus. The record is from RefSeq and is a predicted model, not a curated record. Bases 587 to 1312 code for a protein of 241 amino acids. The transcript is spliced from 2 exons. Gene Ontology annotation, biological process: regulation of transcription by RNA polymerase II. NCBI's taxonomy places the organism in Eukaryota, Metazoa, Chordata, Chondrichthyes, Myliobatiformes, Dasyatidae.
UUACAAAUUAGAGGGGUAGUGGAGGGAAGGAGGGGAGACCUCCAGUGUCCCUGAUGCCCUCACCUACAAGAUGUGCAGCUUGUAACCCAGCACUUCAAUGAGCUGCAACUUGAAAUGGGUGAAUUCCAGGUCAUCCAGCAGUUGGAGGAGGUGAUAGAUAUGACACGAAGAGAGGUUAAAAAUGAGAAGGAAUUCGUCUUCAGGAAGCUCAAACACGGCACAACAGUUUUGUUGUCUCUGCCUAGAUAUUUAAGAAGUGGAGCAAGGGAUCCAAUUGACCACCCUUCCUGCUCAGACUGUGGGGAGGGAUCCUCUCGGUCAUUUGACCAACUGGCACGCCUGUAAUUUACACAGGAGAAAGGCCUUUCACCUGCUCAGACAGUGGGAAUGGAUUCACCCGGUCAUCGCAACUGAAGGUACAUCAGCAAGUUCACACUGGACAAGGCCAUUCACCUGUUCUGUGUGUGAGAAGGGAUUCAGUCGGUCUUCCCACCUGUGGACACACCAAUCAGUUCACACCACACCGGGCAGAGGCUGGUCAACUGCUGAAUUUCUGGGAAAAGGAUUCACUCAGUCAUCUGACCUGAUGGCUCACCAGCGAGUUCACACUGGGGAGAAGCCGUUCACCUGCUCAGAGUGUGGGAAAGGAUUUACACAGUCAUCUACCCUACUGGUACAUCAGCGAGUUCACACUGGAGAGAAGCCGUUCACCUGCUCAGUCUGUGAGAAGGGAUUCACUCAGUUAGCUACCCUACAGAGACACCAGCGAGUUCACACUGGGGAGAAUCUGUUCACCUGCUCAGUCUGUGAGAAGGGAUUCACUCAGUUAGCUACCCUACAGAGUCACCAGCGAGUUCACACUGGGGAGAAGCCGUUCACCUGUUCAGAAUGUGGGAAGAGAUUUAAUCAGUCAUCUAACCUACUGGUACACCAGCGAGUUCACACUGGGGAGAAGCCGUUCACCUGCUCAGAGUGUGGGAAAGGAUUUACACAGUCAUCUGCCCUACUGGUACAUCAGCGAGUUCACACUGGGGAGAAGCCGUUCACCUGCUCAGUCUGUGGGAAGGGAUUCUCUGACUCUUCCACCCUUCUGAUUCAUCAGCGAGUUCACACUGGGGAGAGGCCGUUCAGCUGCUCCGAAUGUGGGAAGGGAUUCACUCAGUCAUCCCACCUCCGGAGUCACCAGCGAGUUCACUCCGAGGCGAAGCCAUUCACCUGCUCAAUUUGUGGAAAGGGAUUCACUCAGUCAUCUACCCUGCUGGUACAUCAGCAAGUUCACACUGGGGAGAAGCCGUUCACCUGCUCAGUCUGAGGGAAGGGAUUCACUCAGACAUUCACCCUACAGAGACAUCAACGAGUUCACACU